Messenger RNA from Gopherus evgoodei (Goodes thornscrub tortoise), 8665 nucleotides. Its product is annotated as E1A-binding protein p400-like. Lineage: Eukaryota; Metazoa; Chordata; Testudines; Testudinidae. The transcript is spliced from 39 exons. The record is from RefSeq and is a predicted model, not a curated record. Gene Ontology annotation, cellular component: Swr1 complex. Bases 2270 to 7846 code for a protein of 1858 amino acids. Gene Ontology annotation, molecular function: ATP-dependent chromatin remodeler activity; histone binding; ATP binding.
AAAGCUCAAGCCAGGGAACAACUUCCAUAUUCUGGAGCAACUGCUGUUGUAUGGGAAUGCAGGCUUUUGACAACCUCAUUCAUAGAUUGUUUCAUUCAGCAUCUUGGACCUGUAUCUAGUGAAGCAAACAUUGUCGGUAACUAGCCCAUGUCAUAUGAAAACUACUAAUAUGCCAACAAGAAUCAAUACUAGUAUCCAAGGGCAGCUUCUAACGCCAUCAAGUGCUUCAAGAAAGGUAAUUGAGCAGACCCAUUGUAUAUGAUAGAACAUCAAGUGGAUUAAAAAUGAGCUAAAAGAGGCAUGGUGAAAAUGCUGAGGUUGGGUCUCCUGGAGGAGAAGGGGAGAAGUUCUGAGGAGACUGUCUUGGAGGGGUGAGGGAGAAACUCUUGAGUUUGGGAGAAGGGCCAGCCUGGUGCUUUCUGUAGCUGAUCUUCAGUGGCAACCUGUGGGCUGGCAGUGCAAGGACUGGCAGGCAGGCUCAGGGGGCCGCUGAGUUCCUAGCUGACCAUCGCCUCCUUUUUGAGCUACUCUUGCACAGGAUUUGUUUAACCUUGUUUGCUUCAUUACAUUCUUGUUCUUAAUUAUGUCACUUAGCUAUAUUCUUAUUUAGAUUGCAGCCCUUUUGUGAUCUGAAGCAAGUUUUCUAAUCACGUAGUGUCCACUGCUGGUAAUUUGAAGCCUAUUUAAUUUCAAAACUGAAUUGUUUUCCUUCCUUUCCAAAGUUCUUCAUUAGUUUAUCUCAUCUUGAUGUUUUAGAAAGUUGUCAUACAAUAACAGAAAUACAAAUGGCUUAAUUCUCUUUGUCACCUGUAUAGGUUCUGACUAAUUUUCUCUUUUCUUUCUCUCUUUGUUACACCUCUCUCAGCCACUUUCUGCUAUAUUGCUACACCUCAGUCACGAUCCAUAGCAUCAGUAAAGGCUAUGGUUGAGGUGCUUGUUGUUUAUAAAAUGUUAUGGGUUUCUAUCAUGGGAAGCUUUGUAAUUCUUAAAUUCUUAUAUAUUAGGAAGGAGGUUUUAAAAACUCUUUUGGUCUGAGUUGAAUUUAAUACAAGGGUUCCAAUUGUGAGAGGCCUUCAUAAUUGCACAUACUUCCACUGUGAUAGAAAUCUAUUAGAUACAAUACAUGGUUCACAGUAAAAUAUCCUUUUUCCUCUUAUGAUUUCAGUGAAACAGCUGUAUAAUGGAGUAUUAUCAAUAAAAUGGUGCAUAGUUCUGAGGAAUUUAAAAGGAUAAUUAUUUUCUUUUUUCAAAAUAUUUUCUCCCGGGGAAAGAUUGUGACAGAAAAAGGCAGAUGGAGAUAUAUUCUUGCAACUGCCCACCUAUCUCUAGAUACAAGUUAGAAAUUGUUUUUUUAUCUUAGCAGCAACUAUUUCAAAUGCUGCUAAAAAAUUCUAACUUAUGUAUCUUCCCAAGAUUUUUCCCUUCAUUGAAUUUGAUAUGUUAUAGAAGAAUUCACUACUUUUGACUGCAUCUCUCAUCAAUUAAAAACAAUAAAACUUUGCCACUAAAAUUUCAUGGCUAGUUUUGAUAACAGUACAGCACACAACUUAGUUCCUCUUGGUUUGUUGUUAAUUUUGUCUAAUUUAUUUACUUCUGGACUCUGCACUGUUUGAAUUUCCCUUGUCCUGGCAUUUUAAGGGUGGAUUUUGCAUCCUGCUUGUUGCUGUACAGUUUUCAGAAUAGAUCAUACCUAGAAUUUGUUCAAGUUGUGCAACUAUGAGAGUAUCCAUUACAGAACUAAAGUAAAGAUUGAGUUAUGAUCUACCUGUAAAUUGCUGAGUGCCCUCAAUUUUUUUUAAAUCAGUGGGACUUGAGGUGUUCCAUUGUAGAAAUGGGCCACUGUUGUUAAUAAGGCCACUCUAGCAAGUAAGGAUUUUGGUGUUGGGGCCCACUGUACUACCGUAAAAAUGACCAGAGUGAUUCCGGUGAGGAGGAGUGUCUGGAAAAAAAAUGACUGACUGUGAAAACAGUUAUAAUGGAAGUUUGUGGCUGCAGAAGUUCCUCUUCAACAGCUAAUGCCAAUGAUACAAGGUAGAAUGCUUCACUCUCCUCAAACAGUGCAACUUGCAGGACAGAAACAAAGCCAACAACAGUAAAAUAAUACAUCCAAGCACCUGUCUCUGGAAAAUGUGGCAAGUUCUCAUACUCCUCCAUCUCAGCUGCUUGGGAGGCAGCAACCUGCUGACGUCUUCACAGUGGCUUUCCCAGCUUCAUUGUAGCUUUCACAGCACAACCACCUGUCGGAGAGUUUCCAGAACAGCUUCAGAAAAUGGAGUCCCAGACACAAAGUAUUUCCAUCACUACUUCUCCAUAUAGCCAGCUCAUGACAUCUCUUCAACAGCAGGAAAACCAAGUACAUCAACGAAUAGCAGACCUCAGGAAAGAAGGUUUAUGGUCCCUAAGGCGAUUGCCCAAACUUCAAGAGGCUGCAAGAUCCAAAUCUCACCAGGAUUUUCUACUGGAAGAAAUGCAAUGGAUGGCAACCGAUUUUGUUCAAGAGAGAAGGUGGAAAACAGCAACUGCUAAGAAGCUGAUCAGAAAUGCAGUGCGCUAUCAUGAAGAUAAGAGACUUCAUAAGGAGAGAAGCAAGAAAGCAGAACAAAAUCGACUGAGGCGCAUUGCUGCUUCUACUGCUAGAGAAAUUGAACAUUUCUGGUCCAGCAUUAAACAGGUGGUAGAAUUAAAACUGCAAGUAGAAGAAGAAAGAAUGAAAAAAACCUCAAAUGUACAAGAAAUUUCAAAAAGAGGUCAAGAUAUGAGAAUUCAGGAUUCAGCAAUAUCUGGGAGAAAAAGAAAAGCAACCACAUUGCUUACUGAUCAUGAAGAGAUAGAUGAAGAGAAUGCUGAAGUGCGAAAUUCUGAAAAAGAAAACAUGGGUCAUCAAAUUGAGUUGACUGAUUUAGCCAAAGAAGAAAUGGAAGACUCUGUAAGUGAGAGAGCGAGCCCACUGAAGGAAGUAAUAUUCAUUGAGUCACUCCUCAGAAUUGAUCAGCAUGAGAGUACAGAGAAAACAAGUGCUGCAAUGAAACACAUGAGAGACAUAGUAGAGGUUGCUGCUGCUGCAGAAGUGCUGUUACCUAAAGAUAGUGCUCAAAUCACAACGGCAGUAAAAGGCGAUAUUCCAUCUCUGUUGUAUGGGACUCUUAGAGAGUAUCAGAAGAUUGGGCUGGACUGGUUAGUGAAGUUAUAUAAGAAGAAUCUCAAUGGUAUUCUGGGAGAUGAGGCAGGACUUGGCAAAACUACGCAAGUCAUUGCCUUUUUCACACACCUGGCUUGUAAUGAAGGUAAUUGGGGUCCUCAUCUUGUUGUUGUACAGAGCCGUAACAUACUAAAGUGGGAGACUGAACUGAAACACUGGUGCCCUGAGUUGAAACUUCUGUGUAUUGGCAGCCAAAGAGAACUUAUAGAAAACAAACAGGAGUUGAUGAAACCCAAUAGCUUUAAUGUAUGUAUCGCCUCAUACAAGCAACUGUUUAAAGGCCACCAAACCUUGAGGAAAAUGCGAUGGAGGUACCUAGUUGUAGAUGACAUGCAGAAAAUUAAAAAUAUGACUGAAAAGCACUGGGAGGCGCUCUUCCAUCUCCAGAGCCAGCAUCGUUUGCUCCUGAUAGACACUCCUUUGCCCAAUGCCUUGAGGGAGUUAUGGACCAUGCUGCAUUUUCUAAUUCCAGGAAUUUCCAUACCUUACUUGGAUUUCCUGGUGAAAGCAGCCAAUGAGGACACCCAAGAUUAUUGCCAUAAAGUGGCUACAAGAUUGCACAAAAUAAUUGAACCAUUUAUUUUGCGAAGAUCCAAAAGACAUGUUGAAAAACAAUUACCAAAGAAAUAUGAAUAUGUGCUGAAAUGUCCUCUUUCUAAUCGGCAGAAGGCUAUGUAUGAAGAUGUGAUAUUACAACCAAGAAUCCAAGAAACUCUUAAAAAUGGAAACUUUGUCAGUGUCCUUCAUGUUCUGAUGCAGCUCCAAAGGAUCUGUAAUCAUCCUGAUCUGAUAAAAACCAGGCUUUCUGGCUCCUCCUAUGUAUCAGAGACACUGGAAUAUACAGCUGCUUCUCUAGUACUAAAGGUACUAGAACGGGAUCUUUGGAAGGAUUCCGACACUUGUCUCUUUGAUCUGAUUGGGAUGGAAAACAAAAUGACUGACUAUGAGGCACAAGUGCUACCAAAACAAAAGGUGACUAGAAAGCUUAUUGAAGAGAUCUACAGCUCCCCUAAUCCUUCACCCAGACCCAACCCAAUGAAGCUCAAACCAAGCAGGUUAUUUCAACCAGUGGAAUAUGGACAGAAACCUGAAGGUAGGAUUGUAGAUUUCCCAACUCCUCCAUCCUGGCGUACAGGGAGUACAGUAACGGUUAUGGCAACACAUCAUGUGAAAAGACAAGGAAGAUUGCCUCUUGCCACAUUUUCAGCAAAUUGUAAUAAGAAAGGUGACAAGAUAGUAAAACUAAGCCAGCCGGCCUCCACAGCGGGAGCACAAGACAAAACUAUUCAGCCAAACAUGCCUGUAACGCUGCAGUUUAAAGGGAAAACAUUUACUUUAUCUUAUGGCCAACUCUGCCAGCUCACUGGAGGGCGUCUUCGGCAACUUCAAGGAAGUGUUCUUCACAUUGUUUCAGUGCCAGGCUUGCGGAAUUUGCAAUCUCAGAGGCCAGUUGCCUUGUUGCCCCUCUAUCGUGCUGGGGCUGGGACUGUUGAAGAUACUGGCUUCCCAAAGCAUUUAAAGCAUCAAGCAGAUGUGCCAGUGUCUACAAUAGUAACACAGCAAAUUACCAAUUUGGCAGUGGAUGAUCCAGAAACUGAAUCAAAAUCUGUAUCUACCCUAGAAUGUCCAACCCAGACUGUGUUUGAGGAAAGGAACAGGCACCUAAAAGAGCGCCUGGACAGAAUAUUUUCUGGAAAUGAGCGACGUUGUUCCAGAGUCCCAUUGUAUGGCAGAGACUUGUUGGGAAUUUGUUCUUUGAUUGGUGAAAAAAAGAUUCCUCAGCAGAGUUCUACUAGGGACAACAAAUGGAUGUGGGCUGGUUUUGUGAACUGUUGCCUUUCGUCAAGUGCCUCAGGAGGCCAAAAUGAUCCAUUGCAAGCCCUGAUCCUGACAUCCGAUCAGCGACAGGAAUCCCUAAAGGAUUAUAUUAAUAGCACUCUCUGUGUGCUGCCGGCAGCAGUUGCUGCUCCUGCAUAUUUGCAUGUCGGAAAUCCUCCCCCUUCAUAUAGGCAUGGAAUGAAAAUUUUCAAGCAGAAUCUUAAAGAGCAGGCAGCUCCCUAUUUACAUCACAUACAACAGAUUACAACUCCACGCUUACUACAGUUCCCUGAUCGCCGUCUGGUGCAGUUUGAUUCAGGCAAAUUGGAAGCUCUUGCUGUCUUGCUUCAGCAGUUGAAAUCUAAAGGACACCGUGCGCUGAUUCUAACACAGAUGAUUCUAAUGUUAGAUAUAUUGGAGCUGUUCUUAAAUGUCCGUUUUCUCACCUACAUAAGAAUUGAUGAAAAUGUCAACUGUGAGCAAUAUCUGGAGCUGAUAAAAAGAUUCAACCGAGAUAAGCGAAUCUUCUGUGCCAUUCUUUCCUCCCACAGUCCUUCCAUGGGUGGCAGUCACAUAGAGGCAAACACUGUUGUGUUCUGUGACACUGAUUUAGAUCCACUGAUGCAUGCAAAAUCUCAGGAAUGGUGUGAUACAAUUGGGAGAAACAAAGACAUCCACAUAUACAGGCUUGUAAGUGGUAAUUCGGUAGAAGAGAUGCUGUUGAAAAAUGGCACUAAAUCUUUGAUUAAAGAAGUAGCCACUCAGGGAAAUAACUAUCCUAUGACAUUUUUAACACAGCAAACUGCUCAGAAGUUACUUGAAGUCCAUUCUUCAUUAGAGGACCUUGAUUUCAGAGUCAGAGCUGGAGAGUUUGUGGUCCUUUCUGAGAAACCUUCUCUGGCAGAAACAAUCUCGUCCAAAGUUGCACGACUUUUUGCAGAGACUCUUAGCGUUGAACAGAGAAAAGAGGAUCUUGGAAAAUAUGCACAAGAGGCAAGAACUGAGUCAAGAACUGAAGUAACUUCAGAGUUACGCUGUCCAAGAAGUAUUAAGGCUCCGUCACAGUUAAAGGAAUUGGAUGACAUUAUGGAUCUGCUGACGCCAAUUGAAAAGUAUGCUUUGAAUUACUUGGAAUUAUUUCACGACUACAAUGAUCAAGGAAAGCAGAAAGUCAAUGAGGAGUCGAAAACUGCAAACAGAGAGUGGGAAGUCAGUCAUAUCAAGAAGCUAAAGGAAAAGGAAGAUAAAAUGCAGUGGGAAGAGGAGGAAGAGCUCCUAACCUACACUAGGCAAGAUGCAUAUAACAUGGAAUAUGUCUAUGAAGACCCAGAUGGGCAAAUAGAAAGAAUGCCAAUUUGGACUCCCCUUACUCUGCUUCCAGAUGACAAUAACGUAUACAUUGAUUCUGUCACGUGUCUGAUGUAUGAUUCCACACCAAUUUCGGAGUCUAAGCUGCCCCCUUUGUAUGCCAGGAAGGAGAGUAAGCAAUUCAGAAUGGAUCCAUCUGCUGCAGGUAGGAGGAAUAAACAUCGGCAGGGAGAAGUGGCUAUUCCUCAGUCACUUUUUCACCGAGCGACUCCAAGAAUGUUGAAAAUGCAUCGAAAGGGUAGCGAACAGAAGAUCAUCCUGCUGAAACAGCAAACAUAUUUUGCAAAACCUUUGCCUGCUGUUGUCAAACCAGCUGCUGAGGCUGGACGGGCAGCAGCUGGACAAGACAAUCCUGAGUGGCUGAUCAGUGAAGACUGGGCACUGCUACAAGCAGUGAAGCAGUUACUGGAGCAUCCUUCAAAUCUUGCCAUUAUGUCACCAGUGCACACACCCAAUUGGGAUCUUGUUAGUGACCUUGUUAACUCAUACAACCAAGUUUAUCGCUCACCAAAACACUGCCAAAAUCGAUAUGAAAAUGUUAUUAUUCCAAGAGAGGAAAGAAAGAACAUCAGUAGUCACCCUGUUUGUACCAGGCAAAUCUAUGCUGAAGAUCAGAAUGCUGCACACACCCAACUUUACAUGAGUCGCUUUGAUUUAAUGAAAAAGAUAGCAAGAAAAAGAAGUCCCUCAGUUAAAUCUCUUAGAAAUAACGGUGACAAGCCAUCCUCCAGGAUUCAGGCUGCAUUCUGCUGUACAGUGUCUAUGUCAAAAGAGCAAAAGGCUUCAGGAGGUACAAAUACAGCUGAGGUGGUACUUGGGCAGCAACAAACAGCUGCAGUACCCACUGCUCCAAGAGAAUUAGUGACUGUAAUAUCUACUCAUAGUUCUCAAGCAGGAAUGUCUGUGGCAGCAUCAUCAAUACUAACCACCGGUCUCACAACAUGGCAGACCCAAACGCCCUUAAUGGCUCAGGUUAUGUCAGCCAAGCCAACAGGAGUUCAGCUUUCUAGUAAAACAGUCACACCUGUCCAUUUCCAGCUUCCUGGGCAGCAGGACACAGAAGCAGUUGAAGUGCAAGUCUCAAGGAUUCAGUCCCAGCUUCAAGCACAAGGACAGAUCCAGGUCCAAAUACCUCAGGCAGCACAAGUUCCUCAGGAAAAUCUUCCAGUGGUGUCUGUUCUACCACCAAUUGUACCAUUUGCAGGAGUUGAAACGCUCCCUUUUACUGAGAUCUCUAUCACUGAGAUUAGCGUUGCCACUGGACAUCCACAGAAAGCAGCAGGAGCCCAGACAUUAGAUGUACAUGUCCAUCAGUUUCCAAAACUUGCACAUCAAGUAACUCAGCAACAGAGCCAUUCAUUCCCAGAUUGUUCAAGGCCAAGCUACUGUGUAGAAAAGGUUCAGGCUCAGUCACAGACUGCAGUAGUGUCCCAGUCACCACCUGCUGGUCACCAUGCCUGAAUGAUUUCUGCAGCAAAGUCUACAGCUCAGGUGAUACCCCAGUCAAUAGAGGAACAGGUCCUGACAAUAGUCCCGCUCCAAACACUGACUCCAGGUGUACAGAACUCAGCAGCCUCAACCAAAAUUAGCAAGUAAAAGUGCACAUGAGGUUACCUACUUUCAUACUGUGAAAGCAUCUAUGAAACCGUGCUGAACUAAUGAUUACAUUAGAAUAAGCAGAAAAGUACAGUAUUUUGUUUGCUAAACUAUGCUAAACUAAUAAAAUAUGCAGGUUGUCCACAUUUUAUUUUCCAAAUGAAGACUGAGCUCUUGCAUUUAUGUCUGUAAAAAAGUGAAGUUAUUACUGAAAUCUGAAAAAAGAAAAAUCUAUUCAACAUUGAAAAUAUAUUAAUUGUAAUGCACAGAUAAAAGGUCUGUUAAAAUGAAAUACUUUCUGCUGACAGAAAAUGACUAUCCUUCUGUACCGAAGCAGUGAAUGACUAAAUUACAGAGACAGAGGUGUAAUCAACAUGUUCAUCAUUGUGCUAGGCUAUUGUCUCCAGAGCAAUAUCGAAUAAUAGCCAGUUAUUCUUUAAACAGAACUACAUUUUACUAGUGGAGCCUUGCACUAAAUGGAAUGCGUAACAAUGAAAACUGCUGACUUUUUUGUUAGAUCUACUAUAACUGAAUAGCUGUCCUGUUAGGUGUAUGGAAACAAAUGCAAACUGUAAAUUUUUAGAUGAAUCUUUAGCACUGUAAAGUAGGAAUUCAGUGAACACUGACCUACUGCCUAAACUGAGUGUAAGUUGAACAAUAAAGUGUCUUUUCUUUUCAUAUUAA